Messenger RNA from Hydractinia symbiolongicarpus, 1689 nucleotides. RefSeq lists its product as uncharacterized. Gene Ontology annotation, molecular function: G protein-coupled receptor activity. Lineage: Eukaryota; Metazoa; Cnidaria; Hydrozoa; Anthoathecata; Hydractiniidae. Gene Ontology annotation, biological process: G protein-coupled receptor signaling pathway. The coding region runs from base 72 to 986 and encodes 304 amino acids. Gene Ontology annotation, cellular component: membrane. The transcript has a single exon. The record is from RefSeq and is a predicted model, not a curated record.
AUUAAAGCAAAAAAGAUUUCAUCUAUAAGAAUUGCCAGUGGAUUUUAUUCUUAAAAAGAACCACAUCAGCAAUGCAUACAUCCAACAGCACUGUGAACCGUAAAAAAGAGCAAUUUCCAGACAAUGUAUUAAUUUAUUACAGGUACUUUUGUUGGUUCAAAUUUCUAGCAAUCAUAAUUGUCAACACUUUUGUAUUUGUUGUCAUAAUAUCCAAACGGAAGUUACGCAGUCAAAGAAAUAAUAAAUUGUUCAUGGCGUUAUUGUUUUCUCACUUUUCAAAUGGUGUAUGGAAUAUCAUUGAAGCUGUUUUAGUAAAUAUAACCAAACAAGGUGGCAUCCAUACCUUUGCAGCAACAGGAACCAUCAGAUAUUGGUUUAGUAGUCUGUUUUUACUUGUUUGGGCAGCAGUAUUCGUUAACAUGAUUUUGGUUGUUUUUGAUCGCUUUCUUGCAAUACGUUACCCUUACCUCUAUCAGCGACUUAAAGCAAGAACAUUCCUCUUGUCUGCAUUAUGCGCAUGCGUGGUUGCAAUAGCAUUGACUAUUUUUACCACGAACUAUUUUGGCGAAAUACCUGUGGUGGUGUUUGUUUGCGUGUUGUCAAUUGUGUUUCCUGGAAUUUUGAUGUACGCUCAUGCUUCGAUUUAUUACCAAACGCGCUCCCAAUUCAAAAAAAUGAUAAAAUUAACUGUUACAAAAGAUGCUGAUGAUAAAAAAAAAGAAAAACGUCGCUUGUUAAAACGUCAAAUACGAUCUCUGCGUAUCUGUAUGCUAUUGAUGGCAUCAUUUCUAAUCACAUGGAUUCCCUCAGCAACUUUGUUUAUAUUACAAUUCAAAGGUGCAAUUGGAGAAAGUAUCCUUAUGUUCGGUUAUGUAAUCAUUUGCUUAAAUUCAAUCGCUGACCCGUCAAUAUAUGCAUGGUAUAAUCAUGACGUAAAAACAACAUUAAAACGUAUUGUGUCUAAGCAAGAAACAAGCGCGCAGUAAAUUAACACAGAAAUAGAAGGACAGUUAACCUAUACAUGGUGGUUUUCCAACUUGAUUUAAAUUAAAACGUUCCAUAGAAAAAAUGCAGGCAUUCAUCUUUUAAACGAAAAAUACACCAAAUAAGAAAUAUCAAAAAAACGAAAAACUGAAUGAAGACACAAAUCCUCGCUUACUUCUAAAAAUCACUUAAUACUGUAGUAUGUAUGUAGUGUAUCUAACUUAAUUUCGAAAAAAAAAUUGCGCACUAAAUAAUCAAAAAAAUUAAAAUAUUCACAGCGCCUAUUUGGGUAGUGAUAAAACAUAAAACUAAAAAAGAAAGUAUCAUUUAUUUAACGACAGAAAACGAUAACAUAUUAUUUUGUUAAACAUUAACACUGUACACCUGUUUGAUUUACCAUAGUUUACUUUUGUGGUUUCCUCACAGGACGCAGAGGACUAUUAAAUACAAAGUGAUAUUCUGUAUCGAUAUUCCUUCCUUUGAUGUUUUUUCGAUUUACCGCAUCUCAAACUCGCCUCAGGAAAAAAAUUGGUUGGGCCGUUACAAACCGGUGUUUAAUAGAACCAUUCAAUCCAUGCUUAUUGUCUAUUGUGUAAUUUCUAUUGUUUUUAUUUUAUCAAUCUAUAUAAAACUUUUAAUUUUAAACCACGCUUGUAGAGACAAGAUGAUGGGGUGCAGAUUGCCCUGGAAAGCUAUUCUUAAAAA